Phascolarctos cinereus (koala) is the source of this 1689-nucleotide messenger RNA. It is a transcript of the gene ABI3, whose product is annotated as ABI family member 3. NCBI's taxonomy places the organism in Eukaryota, Metazoa, Chordata, Mammalia, Diprotodontia, Phascolarctidae. Gene Ontology annotation, cellular component: lamellipodium; actin-based cell projection; SCAR complex. Gene Ontology annotation, biological process: regulation of cell migration; neuron migration. The record is from RefSeq and is a predicted model, not a curated record. Gene Ontology annotation, molecular function: signaling adaptor activity; SH3 domain binding.
AAUAUCGGCUUCCUAUUGUGUGGGAAUGAGCCUCACUUCCCUCCCCUGGCCAGGUUUUGCUUCUCUGGCCCCAGAGAAAGCCAGCAAGAGGGAGGGCAGGUAGAGCAGCCAAUCAGAGCCCAGGGAAGGCACAAAACCAGUCGGUGGCUCUGGGUGGCUGCUUAGUGAGAGCAGGGUAGCCACAAAGGAGGGCCAUGGCUGAACUGCAACAGCUCCUGGAGUUUGAGAUCCCUAUGGGCCGGGAGGCCCUCCGAAGUAACCACAGCAGCCUCCUCAGAGUUGCUGACUACUGUGAAAGCAACUAUAUUCAGGCCACAGAAAAGAGGAAAGCCCUGGAGGAAACCAUGGCCUUUACUACUCAGGCCUUGGCCAGUGUGGCCUACCAGAUCAGCAACCUGGCUGGCCAUCUGCUGAGGAUGUUGGAUCUCCAGGACACUGGGCUGAGGCAGGUGGAGGCCAAUGUGAGCACACUGGACCAGAUGGUGAACAUGCACAUAGAGAAGGUUGGCCGAAGGGAGAUUGGAGCAUUGGCUGUGUUCCAGCGGCUGCCAACCAGCCAGAAGAUCAUCCCCCCUGAGAACCUGCCUGUGAUGGAGCCCUACUAUAGGAAACCUCUCAACUUUACCUGCCUGGAUGACGUUGGGCAUGGGGUCAAGGAUCUGAGCACCCAGCUGUCCAGAACUGGGACGCUCUCCCGAAAAAGCAUCAAGGCUGCAGUUGCCCCUACCUCAGGAACACUGGGUCGGGUCCCCAGAGUCCCCGAACCUGUACACCUCCCAGUCAUUCCUGAUGAAAAAGUCUCUGCAGCCUCCUCUCUGACCUCUACCAGUAGCACUGAAGGAAUCUGUGGGUUCCCUGUGGCCAAUGUGCCAGUGAUGCCCCAAGCCCCACCACUCCCUGGCUCCAUGUCCCCAAGCGCUGAAGCACGGGAGAAAUCUCUUCCUGAGGAGCUGCUCACACCCCAGACAGCAGCAGAUCUGCCCCCACCCCUAGACCUGCCCCCACCCUUGGAGACUGAUGAACUGAUGCUACCACCUCCUCCACCCCCUGACUUUGAUCUAGAAGAACCAACCUGGGCUCCUGCUCAGUACUUGGAGAAAGUGGUGACGUUGUACCCUUACACCUGCCAGAAAGACAACGAGCUCUCUUUUGAUGUGGGCACCACCAUCUGUGUCACCCGACGCUACUCGGAUGGUUGGUGUGAGGGUGUCACCUCAGCGGGUUCUGGCUUCUUCCCUGGAAACUACGUGGAACCAAGCUACUAAUAGCCUGUCCUUCAUACCACCUGGGAAUUCUGGUACCAAAAAAGGGACAAAGUGAUGCGUUUAUCUACCUUUCCCUUGUGCCCUUUUCCCAAUAUUCCUGGAGACAAGUUGGGGCAAAUAAAGGGAAAGAGAAACUCAGUAGUUAAGACAAAAACAGAAAUCAGGCAUCAGCUCCAAAAGAUCCCAAGUAAGACUGAACUUUUUUUUUUUGGUCUUAUGGGCUGUGGUGGAAUUAUAUUGGGUGGGGUGGGAGGUUAGGGAGAUGGAGAGGCAAGAACAAGGGAUGGUGCUAGCAGAUGUUUUGUCAGUGGGUGAGAAUUAUGGUCCAAAAUUUGGUAAUCAUGUCUCCAAGAAUGGAGAUUAUUUCCCAUCCCAUUUUGAAUAAAAGUCUUGACUGUUCCUGCUUGGGGACGAGAGUAUAAAA